Dermatophagoides farinae (American house dust mite) is the source of this 3429-nucleotide messenger RNA. The record is from RefSeq and is a predicted model, not a curated record. Lineage: Eukaryota; Metazoa; Arthropoda; Arachnida; Sarcoptiformes; Pyroglyphidae.
UCUAAAAAAACGGAAAUUUUUUUCUCGUUUUUCUCCCGUUGAUGAGAAAGAACGAAAAAAAAGAAAGAAAAAAUCCCGUUAAGUUAAAAUCCGAAUAAAAGUCAACGACAAACAACAACAACAACAACAAUAAUCGUCAUCAAGAUUCAUUCGUUCAGUAGAUUAACAUCAUCAUCAUCAUCAUCAACAAACACGAGACAACGGAAGAUGAAAUUUUAACAUAUUCGAUUCUAUUGAAAGAAAAAAGAAAUUCUGUUGUUUUCUGAUCUUUGAUUCAUCAUCAUCAUCAUCAUCAUGAUCUUAUUAUGAAUAAAAUUCAUUGUAGUCGUUGAUGUCAUUUACGAAAAUUCAGAUUGCAAUCACUGCCAUCAUCAUCAUCAUCAUCAUCAUCAUCAUGAAUCAUAUUUGAUAUCUUUUUUCUUCUAAAAUAAUUUGUGUUUCCGAAUUCAACACGCACAGAUCAUCAUCAUUCCCAUUUUUUUUAACACUUCAUCAAUGAUCGAUUACCAUUAUAAAAUUACGGCCAAAUCAUAAUUCAUUUUACCAGUAUUUAUUAAUUGUAUUUAUUAUCGACAAAAAUCGAUUUUGUUUCCAUUUUUUCCAUUUUACAUAUUUAUUUCGAAUUAACCAAUCCUCAUAAUCAUGAAGACAAUCAUUGCAUCACCAUUAUCAUCGACAAUGAUGAAACAACAGCAACAACAACAAUCACCAUCAUCAUCAUCAUCAUCGUUUGUCAAUGAUGAUUAUGAAUAUCUGAUGAAAGAUAUGGAUCUGAUAACCACAUGUCAGGAAGCAUUAGAGGAAAACAGUUAUAAUCAUCAUCAUCAUCAUCAUCAUCAUCAUUCUAGUUCAUCAACACUAGAUUAUCAACAAUCAGAGCUUUCUUUGUCAUCAUCAUCAUCAUCGUGUUUGAAAUUAAAUUCAUUAACAAAUUGCCAACAACAACAAUUACAUUUACAAAUGUCUGCCAAUAAUAAUCAUUGUGAUCAUCAUAUACAACAACAACAACAACAACAAUCGAAUGAUUUUACUUCAAUGCGUUCACCAUCAUCAGCUGCAAGUAGUGGUCUUGGUCUUUCGCUUGAAGAAGAUUUUUCGCUAAAAUAUUGCCAAUCACAACAACAAGUUAUCAUCGAUGAAGAUCUAGUUGAUGAUGAUGAAGCUGAAGAAUUAAUGAUGUCAAUGAAACCGAUAUCGACCACUAUACAUUCAAUGGCCGAUCAAGUGAUCAAUAACAAUAGUCAGAAACAGCCAAAUGGGGAUCAUCAUCAUCAUGAAUCACUAGAUUCAAGUAAAAUGAAAACAAUUGAUGAGCCAUCGAUAACAAUUACAUCAACAUCAUCAUUUCAAAUGUCAAUGUCUAAAACGAAUUUAUGUCUGCUACCGGAAACGAUCGGUGCCGAUUGGAGUGUCAUUUUGGCUCGUCAUGAAGCUUAUCAAAAUGAAUUUGAAAAGAUAACACAUCAAUUUUUCAAAAAUAUUAAUCAAUUAACAAAAUCUGGUGGAAAUAAUAAUAAUACGGCUACUAUUGGAUUGGCCACUAUCAAUGGUGCUGGUGCAGGUGAUGAAUUAUGUUCAUUAUCAUCAACAACAUCAACAAAAACAUCAACCACCCUAUUACGUUCAAUUAAACAACAAAAAGAUCGAUGUCUAAAUCUUUGGCUAAAAUCAUUGGAAUAUUUAACCAUUCUGCAGAAACAUUCAGGCAAACGUUGUCCACGUCAUUAUUUUGUGAACAAUAAAAGCCUAUUGAAUGAAAUCAAUGUUGCAGAUCGAUCGAAGCCAUUAUCAUCAUCAAACAUUGAUACAAAAUCAAAACAACCGGCCUUGAAUCAUUCAUAUCGAAAUAUUUUAUUUGGUCAUCAUCAUAAUGAUAAAAAUGUUAAUAUCAAAUCACCAAAACAAACAGUUCCACCAACACCACCACCACCACCACCUUAUAAUCCUCGUCAUUUAAUUGUUUCGAGCUUUAAUCCGUCCUAUGCUGCCGUUGUUGCCUCAUCAUCAUCACCAAAUUCUUCUUCUGUUGGAUCAAUUAAAAAAGUAGAGCUUAAAUCUAUCGGAACAGGUGGAUCAUCAGUCAUUAUACAGAAUCGUCGUGUUCAGACAAGUACAAGUAUAACUAAAAAUCAAUCACAAAUGGCCAAUAAUAUGAUGGAACAACAAUCAAAAGCAGAUUUAUCAUUAUCAUUAUGUGAUACAAGAGAUAGUUUAGAUGGUGGUAGCGGUUCACCAGGUGCCGAUUCCGGUGUAUUCAGUUCAUCAAUGGAUCAUUCAACAAUAUCAUCAUCAUCAUCAUCAUCGUCAACAUCAGCAGCAGCAGCAACCGGAGCAGCAGCAGUAGCAGUAGUGAAGUAUGAAAUCAUACAGAAAGAUAUCGGAUAUUCGAGUGAUGCAGAUAUGAGCGAUGCAAUUGAGGCUCAACCACAUUCAUCCGAUCAUCAAAGUAGUCAACAGAAAUCAUCAAAAAAACGUCAUGUACGUCGACGACGAACACGAACAAGUAAUCGUAAUCGACCAUGGAGCUAUCAUGCUGAUUGGACUGCAUGGGAUUAUUAUCAGACACCAUUCUUUUGCGAUCAUUUUAGUAAUGAAGAUUUAAAUUAUGAUGAUAAUGAAAACAUUAUACGUAAACUAACGGAAUUUGGUGAAAAUUAUGAAUCAUGGAUUAAUAAUGAAUUGGAUUUAACUGAUACGGAUAUUCGUGAUCAAAAACCGGCUGUUGUAAUUGAAAAACCGGAAAUCGAAGCCUUUGGUGACGAACAACUGCAACAACAACCAAUUGUAAAUGUUAUGGUUGUGGAAAAAGCUGACGCUUGUACUGCUACAUCACCAAUACCAUUUUUGGAUAAAGAAUGUCAAGUUAUUGAUGAACUACUUCAAAUGGGUAACAAUAACAAUGAUGAAAAAGAUGAUGAAAUCUAUGCUAGAAGCGUAACAAAACAAAAUAAAUGCACAGAGACACGUUCGAAACAGAUGAUUGAUUCAUCAUGUGAGCCAAUGUCUUGUCCACCAUCACCAACACCAAAAUCAUCAACGAAUAAAAAAUGUAAAGAUUCAAAAGCAACAAUACCGACAAUCAAAAUCAAACCGAAUCGUUCGAUAAGAAAAUUUGAAAAUAAUAUUGAUGAUAUUAUGGCCAGACGAUCACCAUCACCAUUAAUGAUGAAAAAAUCAUCAAACAUUAUUGGAUCAUCGGUAUCGACUCAAUCAACACAAUCAACAUCGGCCACUAUUACAACUGUUUGUCAAUGUGGCCAUAAUUGCCAAAAUAAUAAUUCUUCACCAUAUUCAUCAAUAAAAUUUUAUACUAGUAUUGCAUUGGCUGGCCUAUUGUCUUUUUUGAUUGCUGUAACACAAUAUUCACCUGAAAUACAUAAAACAUAUCCACGGCCACCACCACUUUGAAUGAAACAAAACAAAACAAAA